UCUUAAAGAUACGGUAGUCCUGGAUAAUGGGAAAUUGCGCAACAUCGGAGACGGCAGGGAGCGAACCUGCUCAACCCAGAGAGGAGACGUCGAAUGAUGUCGCAGGGGAGAAAUCGUCGGAACCCACCAAGCCAGUCGUGUUCGUGUUCGGGUGUACGGGUAAUGUCGGCGGCGCCACGAUCAGAGCCCUGUCUGCUCAGUUCGGAGAUACGUUGGAUAUCAGGGCCGGUGUUCGGGAAUCGAGUAUGGAAAAGGCAUCUUCUCUUCGAGAGCUGAAAGGUGUCACUGUGGUUUCUGCACAAAUGGGUGAUAAAGAUAGUCUGACAUCGACUCUAAAAGGUGUAGAUGUCAUCUUCGUGACCGUCCCACCCACGGAAGAUCGAGCCGACCUCAGCGUCCGGUCCAUGGAAGCAGGCAAGGAAGCCGGCGUCAAACAUGUCGUCGUCAUCAGUCUUCCACCAGUAGAUCUCGAUAUCUUGUUUGGUCGACAAUGCAAGGCUAUUGAAAUAGGAACGAAAUCUCUCGGCAUCCCGUACACAAUCCUGCGACUGCCGAUGUUCGUCGACAACCUAUUCAUGGCGAGAGACGGAAUCGUUGGUCAGUCUAAGAUCUACGCUGCGAUUGAAUCAGAUAAACCCUACUGCCCUGUCCUGGUCAGUGAUAUCGGUGAUGCUGCUGCGACGAUCAUGGCGACGUAUGAGAAACACGCAAAUAUGACUUACACCAUAACAAGCACCCGGUUCACAUUCAGAGAGCUCGCCAAACUCUUCAGUGAGGCGUUGGGUCGGGAGAUCGUGCACGAACACGUACCGUACGAGGCAGGCAAGCAAGCAUUUAUGGGGGUUGGAAUGGCCGAGUGGCAAGCUGACGGCGCCAUGGAGCUGUACCGACUCGUCAACGAAGGGUCGCCGCUUGCCGACAUCGCUGACAUGGGAGAUUUUAAGAUGAUCACGGGCAAAGAACCAACGGAUAUCAAGACUUGGGUCGACAACGUCAAAGAUGCCUUCAAAUAGACUGGAUAAAGUUGCCAAAUAAAAUCAGAUAGAGAGGAAAUAUGACAUUACCAUUUAAAUAGAAUACCCAUGACAAUUUCUUUGGGCAGAUGUUUCUGCAUGUAUUGAAAAAUCAAAUACAAAAUAUCCAAACAAUUACUUUAUAACAUAAUUGGAAGUUGGAAGUUGGAAGUUGGAAGAAAGAAAAGAAAAGAAAAAGAAAAUUGCAAGUGUGUGCUUGUGGGUGUGUGCAUGUGAAGCAAGUGUUCUUUUCGUUUUGUUCAUGAAGUGGUCAUCUUUAAUUAAUGAAUAUUUAAAAAAAAGCGAUUGAAUUGUUAAGACCAAUAUUUUUUUGUUAUUAAUUUUCGGAUAUGAAAUAUUUUUAAUAUUAUUAGGAGGUAGAACCUCAUUGUAAAUAAGCUAAUAAUUAGCUUUUAUGUGUGAUCCUGUCAAUAUUAAUGAUAUAAUCUCUCUGUUGUAUAUUUUAUGAUGUAAAUUCAUGUAGCCUAAGCCUACAGGUUUACUUGAAUAUUGAAAUCAAUCAAUAUAAUAAAGAGUCUGCUGCGAAUUGCUGUCACUUUUCUGCUAAAAGUGGAUCUUGGCUGUAACCUGGAAAUAUUUUUCUGAUAUUUUAAUAAAAGUUUUUCAUUCCAUUAAAAUCAUAAUCACUUCAAGAA
This is a messenger RNA of Strongylocentrotus purpuratus (purple sea urchin), 1669 nucleotides long. RefSeq names its product NAD(P)H azoreductase. The transcript has 4 exons. The coding region runs from base 27 to 1013 and encodes 328 amino acids. Lineage: Eukaryota; Metazoa; Echinodermata; Echinoidea; Camarodonta; Strongylocentrotidae. The record is from RefSeq and is a predicted model, not a curated record.